Glycine soja is the source of this 1529-nucleotide messenger RNA. RefSeq lists its product as uncharacterized. Lineage: Eukaryota; Viridiplantae; Streptophyta; Magnoliopsida; Fabales; Fabaceae. Bases 167 to 1189 code for a protein of 340 amino acids. The record is from RefSeq and is a predicted model, not a curated record. The transcript has 8 exons.
AUCCGUGACCAAUGGGGUACAAAACUCAUGUAACACUGUCAACUAGAGACGAAAUAUCAAAUUCGAACAUUACCUAGGAUGCAACAACAACCUUUUCGAUGUCAAUUAUAACCCCAAAAUCGAAUUAUUUGUGCACUGUUACUGGGUUGGGUCAACUCUAAUUACAAUGAGUUAUCCUUCACUCUCAUUCCAAUUCGCACCAUUACUCUCAUUUUCUCUUACAGCAUUAUCCUUGCCACCAUUACCGGUCUUUUCGAAGCGUUACUCUCCAUCAUCAUCUUCACCUAUCCCCAAAGCCACUCCCUCUCACUUAUUGUCACUGUUGGGUUCCAAAACUCAGUCCUCAGCCGUGAAUCCCGUGGUAGCACGCGGCCUCAAAUCAUGCUUCAAAUUCCUCGUUCCUUUCUCUCCAGUGCAGCCUCGUCACCGGAAAUUGGGUUUGGGCCUGCCCAAACUCACUGUCCCAAGUCAGAGAGAGGAGAACGAGCUUAUUUGGUGGCCGCCAGAGCCCGUUUUGGAGCUGGCGCGUCUCGCCGUCGAUUCUGGCGGCGACCCCGCCGCUAUUCAUCGCCUUCUUGACCCAACCAUUAUCCCGCAUAGGUACCUGAUUGUGAAGGAUCAAAGGAAGAGCGCUGUGAGCUCACCAGAACUCGCUAUGGCAGACGCUUCGUUUGAACUGAACCUGUAUCUGCAGUUUUUGUUUGAACUCAUUGUUGAUCGAGGUCCAUCUGUUGGGUUGGAUGUUGCCUUGAACCGGUUUGAUCUGUUCCAUGGUCACCUUUUUCUAGCGCUAGACUCUGGAAGACUUGGUAUCUUAUUCCAUGCGAAGGAAUACCCAGCAUAUGAUAAGCAAGUGUUCCCGUACAAUAUGGGUUUUUGUCAGAGAGGGUCCAAUGUGACAUAUGAUGAUUCAAUGAAUCUGAGAAAUAUUCUCUGGCUGGCUCCAAUGCUUGGCGAUUCUGGUGAAUUUUGGGUGGCACCAGAGUCUAUGGUAAGUGAAAUAAGCGGGGGAACAGGAGGGAAGGUUGUAACUGUCAAAAGAGGAGCUGUACAAAAAAAGGAGGGUCCCUGGAUUGCUGCAUCUUGGAGAUCAAAAUUGUGUUCUUGUAGUGCUGGAUGCUUGUCCCGAUGGAAUCAUAUACAGAGAUCUAAUACCCGAUUAUGUAAAUUUUGCAAGGACUAUAUAUGAAGAUGAUCUUGGGGAUGUUGCUGUUGAUGUGAACUACUUGAAUGUUGGAUCUGAAACCAGAAAUUAUCAAAUAUUCAUAUGCUGAUGUUGGGUUCGAGAUAUGGCGUAUGUUCACUUCCCAGUGAUACACCAGCUUAUAUAAAUGAAGAUUGCCGAAGCUUAAACGAAUAAUGUAUAUGCCAACUUCAUUUGUAGUGAAGAUUGCAUAGCAUAUUUCUUCCAAUAUGAUAGGUUACUUGAUAGCUAUGUCAGGUACUGUAUAUGCUUGUGCAAUUAUUGGCUAACAUGACAGGUGCCGCGGAUGUUGACGUGGGUUCAUGCACUUGAUUGAUUUUGCGUA